AUGCCGUCCCCUAACUCACCUACCUCCCGGUUCCACGAGCAAGGCGAGAAGACUACGAUGAACGAGAAGUCUACUCUGCCUUCGCCGGAAGCACUGGCUCAGCACCCGGUUGUCGGUCCCGCCCCCGAGCUCCAGGCUACGACUGUGCUCGACGAUGCCUCGUCUGAAGAGACCAAGGUCGACUACAACAACCAGGCGGCGGCCGAGGGCCUGGAGCCGGCCUUCCUCGCCAAGGUCCACAUUCUGAACCACGCAAUGAAGGAGAUUGGGAUGGGUCGAUACCAGUACGAGCUGUUUUUCACUGCCGGCUUCGGAUGGUACGCCGACAACGUCUGGUUGCAGGCUGUGUCGAUUCUCCAGCCUGCGCUCGCCCGCGAAUUUGUCGCCUCCCCCUACGUCCGUCACUCCACCACUGCCCUCUACGCCGGUCUCAUCGUCGGUGCCUUCUUCUUCGGAACAUCAUGUGAUGUUGUUGGCCGUCGUAUUGCCUACAACUCGACAUUGUUAAUAGGAGGUGUAUUCGGUCUUUUGGCAGGAGCUGCGCCCAACUUUGUCGUCUUCUGCGUCUUCAUUGCCCUCGCCGGGAUGGGUGUCGGUGGAAAUUUGCCCGUCGACGGAACACUCUUCCUUGAAUUCUUGCCAGGAAACAAGCAAUGGCUAUUAACACUUUUGAGUGUGUGGUGGGCUAUCGGACAGGUUGUUGCAUCCCUCGUUGCGUGGGUCUUCCUCGCCAACUUCAGCUGCGCCGACCCGGCCCCCGGUACCUUCUGCUCCCGCGCAUCCAACAUGGGCUGGCGAUACACCUACUUUACCCUCGGCGCGCACAUGAUUGUCCUCUGGGGCAUCCGGUUCCUCGUCUUCCCGGUGUACGAGUCGCCCAAGUUCCUCGCUUCCAUUGGAAAGGACGAGGAGGCCGUUAUCGUCAUCCACAAAAUCGCCAAGCGGAACGGUACAACCUCCUCCCUCACCCUCGAGCACCUCAAGGCCGCCGCACGCCCGUACCUCCUCGCUGCUGGCGAGAACCCGGACAAGGUCGAGGUGAAAUUCUCCACCAUGGAGCUCAUCAAGCACUCGGUGGACGAUUUCCGCGGCAAGAACAUCCGUAACCUGUUCUGCACCAAGCGUCUUGCUUGGUCAACGUCGCUCGUCAUCCUCGUUUGGGCCCUUAUCGGAUUGGCGUACCCCCUCUUCUUCGCCUUCCUCGGUUCGUACCUCACUGCCAAGGUCGGCGCGACCGGCGGAAACCUCGACUCGACGUACGCGUCGUACACGUAUCAGGCGGUGUGCGGUAUCCCCGGAUCCAUCCUCGCUGCCGCGCUCGUCGAGUGGGGUCGGGGCGGACGCAAGUUCGCACUGAGUCUGUGCACGCUCGUGUCUGCCAUCUUCAUGUUUGGUCUCACGCAGGCCAAGACCGAGGCCCAGAUCAACGCGUUGACGUGUAUGGUCAGUUUCUGGUUGAACGCCAUGUACGGUGUGCUUUUCGGAUACUCGCCAGAGGUGUUCCCUACUCCCAGUCGAGGCACAGGUGAUGCCCUCGCAGCCACCGCCAACCGUAUCGCCGGUAUCCUCGCUCCUAUCAUCGGUAUUUACUCGGUGGCAGCCAAAACACCAGACGGACCCGUCUUCACCUCGGCCGCCAUCUUCGUCGUGGCCGGUCUCGUCACUCUCGGGUUCCCGAUCGAGACGGCUGGCCAUGCCGCGCUGUAA
Dioszegia hungarica is the source of this 1707-nucleotide messenger RNA. RefSeq names its product major facilitator superfamily domain-containing protein. The record is from RefSeq and is a predicted model, not a curated record. The transcript has 7 exons. Gene Ontology annotation, cellular component: membrane. Gene Ontology annotation, biological process: transmembrane transport. NCBI's taxonomy places the organism in Eukaryota, Fungi, Basidiomycota, Tremellomycetes, Tremellales, Bulleribasidiaceae. Bases 1 to 1707 code for a protein of 568 amino acids. Gene Ontology annotation, molecular function: transmembrane transporter activity.